AUGCCUUCAAUAGCUGAAGUACCGGAGUACACGCGUAAACGAAGACGAGAAGAGGAUGACUGUGAGCAAAAGAGUGGGAAAAGCUGCAGUUCAUAUGGAUUCUUUCAUCGUGCCCCUUCUCCCGAGUUCUCGGAUUUAAAUCGCACUUUACAGAGGCCGAUAAAGCCGCUAUCGAAUAAACGUCAACGGGUAAUACCUCUCAACAACCAUGAAGCCCCUAAAUGUUUAUACGAUAUAAUGGAACUCGUGGGGCAAACAAGGAACUCUGAUGCAAUAGAAGUGAAGAAAAAGAUUGACCUAAGUCCAUGCCAUAUAUGUCGGCGGAAACCAACGUCAAAACAUGAGCUUGACGGCUUUGCGGAUUGUGAGGGAUGUGGAGAGCGAACGUGUUAUGUUUGUAUUCGGGAAUGUCUAGGCUCCGGGUCUGCGUUUACCGAUGAAGAUAUGGGAGUGGGGAGAGAGUACGACAUCGAUCCCGAUCGAGAUGAGAUUGAAGGCACACAACGAACUUUAGAUGGUGUCAACAUAUACAAUCGCAUUGUACCACAUUCAGCUCAGCUCAGCUCGAGAAUGGAUCCUCGAGCAACCGAUGCCUGGUGUGAAGCAGAUGAAAUCAUGGGACGCCCGGCAAUCCCCACCCUCACCGAUGAAAACUAUUUCCUACCCUGGUGGGGAAAAUCGUGCUGGGGAUUCACUGUCGCUAGUUUCGUAGACAUAUUCUUUGGCUGGGAUUUUUGGUGGUCUCUGCUCCUCUUCCCUAUUUUUCAAGUUCACCAUUUUCUGGCCAUAGCUACCUUCUUCGGCGUCACUUGCUUCGCGAGGCGGGAUCUUACUAGCGAGGAAGCGUUGAAGCUCGUAGAUGCGAUAUUAGCGGGUGGCGGGUACCUUAUUGCGCUGAUCAGCAUUAGAGCUGUCACUUCCAUGCUUCAUUUUGGCGACUUCGUUCUAAGGUUUCUUUGGGGCCGACCUGUCUGGGCCUGGACCGUUGCUGCGGCCGGUUUUGGUAUAUGGUUACUUGGAGAGAGGAGAACAAGGUGGACUACCUGGAUAUUUGUUAAAAUUAUUGAAGCUGCGACGGCUGUACUUUGGUACUGUAAUUCUUUGCAGUCCAGGACGUCUAUCUACUUCCCUCGAUGGAAACGUGGGAUCUAUAAUUCGUGGGCAUAUCAGAUCUGGCAUGCUGCAGUGGCUAGGAUUUUGCUAUUGGUACUUCGAUAUCCGUUGCUUAAGGAUGUUCCAGAGUUCGAAUAUUCAAUUCUUGAUUCUACCAACAGGCAUAUACGUCUGCUCAAAUUGGAACGAAGAAUUCCAUUUCUUUACAUCCAAGCCAAUCUAAUUACCAUGGAUUUGGACAAUCCAAUACCUUAUGAAGCUAUAUCAUACGUGUGGGGAACCUCACCUAUCAAAGACAAUCCGAUUCUUCUCAACAACACCCGCUUCUAUUUGACUGAUAUAGUCCAUUCCAUCCUUCUCAGGCGAUCUUCUCUGUUUAGGACUCGCUACAUCUGGAUUGACUCUAUCUGUGUCGACCAAUCCAACAUAUCCGAGAGAAGCUCACAAGUCCGGCUCAUGAGGGAAAUAUAUCAAUCUUGUUACCGCGUUUAUAUCUGCCUGGGCGAGAGCGACACAGCAUGGUUGGCUAUGGCACUCUUCUCUGAGCUUGUUCUGCUGAAACAAGUACUUUCACGCGAAGCAUUCGCAGCCCAUACUUUCGCCUACUUCGCGACCCGCGGGAAAGAUUACAACGUCUCUGCAAGACUCUUGGCUCUCAUAGAGUUGUUGCACCACCCAUGGUUUUCUAGAAUCUGGGUUGUUCAGGAAGUCGCAGUGGCGCCAUCCGCCGUCAUCUUAUAUGGAAACCAGAGCUUCAAGUGGGAUUAUUUCACUCUUCUCGUCGAUGUCCUUGGUGUUGAUGCAGUCUCGGAAGUCUCUAGUCUCUUCCACUAUUCUGGCGAGGAAUUUGUUGUGAGAGAAAUGCCAACUAGUCCCGCGCACGCAGCUCUUAUAGAUCUCUGUCGCAGGAAGUGGGCAGAUGAGGUAUCCGUCCCUUUAUAUAUGCUACUAAGAAGGUUCUCGCGGUUCAAAAGUACGGAUGCUAGAGACAAGGUAUUUGCUUUGAUAGGGCUCACAAGAAUUAGGCCUUUGGAGAGUUUGAUCAAUUACGAAAAUGGCAUUUCAGAGGUUUUGUGUCUGGUUGGAGAUCACUUUUUAGAGAGAGAUGAACUGCUGGAAGUACUGCAAUUUGCUGGAAUUGGAUGGAAGGAAUGUCGAGAUGAUAUACCGAGUUGGGUUGCUGACUGGAGCAAAGAGAAGAUUCCCUUUACACUUGCCCAUGGACUACGACCCAAAUUCUCUUACCACGCAGCCACACAUCUUCGACCUAGCAUAAUCUGCGGCUCAACUCCUAAGAGCAUCAAAGUCAGCGCCAAAGUCAUCGGCACAGUCGUGAUUUUGGGCUCAGAUAUUCAGGUCCCCAAUGAUGACCCGCUGGUCGGCGGUAUGCGUGCUUUCAGAUCCUGGGUUCUCGAAGCAUCUUCACUUGCUAUGUCUCAUCUCCCAGACGUCUACCGUUUAACCCGCCAGCCUACCGAUGAAGCUUUCUGGCGUACACUUGUAGGAGACAAAACUGAGACUUCGCGUCCUGCUCCUGCUUCGUUCAAGGAUACUUUUGAUUCGUUCAUGGAGUAUGGGAAGGCGAUGACGGAUCUCAAUGUUGAUCUGGACGACCGGGAGGCGCUCAGUGAGGCCUUGAGAAAGAGUGAAUUCUUUGGUAGUUUCGACGGGUGGAGGGAGGUCAUGAGAGGUGUGAUGAAUGCGGGGUGGAUCUGUUGGGAUAAGGGGUUUGAGAGGAGAUUUGCUGUGCUUGCAGGGGCGAUGAUGGGCUUAGUUCCGUGGGGAAGUGAGCUGGGUGAUGUGGUUAUUGUGCCUUGGGGCAGUCAGGUACCGUUUGUAGUGAGAGAGGUACCCGGGGAUUGGGUCGAUGCGGAUGGUAAGGUGAUAAAGAGGUGGAGACUUGUGGGCGAAUGUUACGUUCAUGGUAUUAUGGACGGGGAAGCUUUUGAGGAAGGAUUUCCAGGAGAUCAGGAGAAUUUUGAGAUAUUUUAG
Molecule: messenger RNA, 3105 nt
Organism: Glarea lozoyensis ATCC 20868
Lineage: Eukaryota; Fungi; Ascomycota; Leotiomycetes; Helotiales; Helotiaceae
Exons: 3
Coding region: 1-3105 (1034 amino acids)
Source: RefSeq, a predicted model, not a curated record